UUGCAGGAUGGCAGUGAGCCGUACGGGGCUCGGUAUAUCGGCUCCAUGGUGGCGGAUGUGCACCGAACGCUGAUGUAUGGAGGAAUAUUCCUGUACCCCGGAAACGAGAAGAGCCCCCAGGGGAAGGGGAACCCCAUGGCCUUCAUAAUGGAACAGGCCGGGGGCCUGGCCUCCACCGGCCUGCAGGACAUCCUGGACAUCCAGCCGCAGAGCCUGCACCAGCGGGCGCCGGUGGCCAUGGGCUCCGCCGAGGACGUGCUGGAGUACGUGGCCAUCUGCAAGAAGCACGCCAAGAAAUAG
This is a messenger RNA of Menidia menidia (Atlantic silverside), 300 nucleotides long. NCBI's taxonomy places the organism in Eukaryota, Metazoa, Chordata, Actinopteri, Atheriniformes, Atherinopsidae. The record is from the annotation of a GenBank genome assembly.